Messenger RNA from Aspergillus melleus, 981 nucleotides. It is a transcript of the gene GPI12, whose product is annotated as PIG-L family deacetylase. Bases 1 to 981 code for a protein of 326 amino acids. Lineage: Eukaryota; Fungi; Ascomycota; Eurotiomycetes; Eurotiales; Aspergillaceae. Gene Ontology annotation, cellular component: endoplasmic reticulum. Gene Ontology annotation, biological process: GPI anchor biosynthetic process. The record is from RefSeq and is a predicted model, not a curated record. Gene Ontology annotation, molecular function: N-acetylglucosaminylphosphatidylinositol deacetylase activity. The transcript is spliced from 2 exons.
AUGUCAUCAUCAUUAAUCUCCUUAGGAGUUGCCAUCGCCGGUGUCUUCCUCUUCUGGACCAUGUCCUCUACCUCGUCGUCCCCGUUCGCGCGCAAUUUCCCCCGUCUCUAUAACCAAAGGAUAUGUUUGCUUAUUGCGCACCCGGACGACGAGGCCAUGUUCUUCGCGCCUACCGUGCUGGCCCUCACCAAGCCUGAGCUUGGUAAUCAUCUCAAGAUCUUGUGUCUUAGCACUGGAGACGCCGACGGACUCGGCCACAUCCGCAAAAAGGAGCUCCAGCAAAGCGCCCUGCAGCUCGGCCUCCGCAACGAAUCAGACGUCUACGUCGUCGACGACCCUGCCCGUUUCCCCGAUAGCAUGUCCACCAUCUGGUCGGAGUCCGAUGUAUCGGAUCUCCUGGCCUCUGCCUUUGCCCCGGAUCUGCUGACCGGCUCCGUGCCGUCUUCCGCCGGCAACACCACCGCCGCCACACGUAAGAGAGAUGCUAAAUCUAAACACGCCAAGACCGACUCCUCUCCCUCCGCCACCAUCGACGUGAUCCUCACCUUUGAUCAGCGCGGUAUCAGUAACCAUCCGAACCAUCGCUCGCUGUACCACGGAGCGCUGUAUUUCCUGCGCGCCCUCAUGAAGGAUAAACCCGGUUACUCGUGUCCUGUGUCGCUGUAUACGCUGCACACGACGAGUCUGCUGCGGAAGUAUAUCGGUGUGUUGGACGCGCCGAUCACGAUGGCGCGGGGGGCGGUUUCGGCGCUGGUCUCGAGUUUGUCUAGAUCCGGCUCUAAAUCGGGAUCGGGAUCUGCGUCGAGGGAGGGCGGGGACAAGCCGUCGCGGUUGCUGUUUGUGAGCUCGGUGGGUGAGUGGAUGACGGCGCAGUCGGCGAUGGUGAAGGCUCAUAAGAGUCAGAUGGUGUGGUUUCGGUGGGGGUGGAUUACCUUUGGGAGGUAUAUGGCUGUUAAUGAUUUACAGAAGGAGAAGAUUUGA